AUGCCCGCCAAACUCCCCUACCACGCCGACCACAUCGGCUCCCUCAUCCGCCCGCAAACCGUCUCAGACGCCCAAUCCAAAUUCGACGCGGGCGAAAUCUCCGCCUCGGACCUGCACUCCGUCCAGCAAAAGGAAAUCGCCACCAUCGUCUCUAAACAAAAAUCUCACUCCGUCCGCGCCCUCUGCUCCGGGGAGUUCGACCGCAAAUACUACUUCUCCGGCUUCUUUGAGAAGCUGCAGGGUUUCCAUGAAGUCUCGCCGGUACCGUGGGAUCUGGCCCGGCUCUCCGCCGCUCCCAUCGCCGCGUUGAAGAAGGCGGGGAAACAGUACCCCAUGGCCGCCAUUUGCGAUGCGAAAAUCGUGUACAAGGAGUCGCCAUACUUGGAGAACUGGAAACUGCUCCGCGGGACGGUGCCGGAGGAGGAAUGGGCGCAAUGUAAAUUCACCAUGCCGCCGCCGUGUUAUUUCCACUUGAGAUUAGCCAAGGGGAAGUGUUAUUCUCCCGAAGCGUAUGGGAGUGACGAGGAGUUUUUCGAUGACCUGGCCAAGGCGUAUAGGCAGGAGUUUCAGACGUUGUAUAAGGAAGGGUUGAGGAAUGUGCAGAUCGAUGACCCGACGCUGGCGUAUUUCUGCUCGGAUGAUAUGUUGAAGGGACUGAGGGAUGAUGGCGAGGAUACGGAAGCGAUGUUUGAGUUGUAUUUGAAGGCGCAUAAUGAUUGUAUCAGGGACCGGCCGGAGGGUUUGCAUGUUGGAUUGCAUAUUUGUCGAGGCAACUUCUCCAAGUCAAUGCACUUUAGCGAGGGCUCCUACGAGAAAAUCGCCGAGCGCUUCUUCACGCACCUCAACUACGAUACCUUCUACCUCGAGUACGACAACCUUCGCUCUGGCGGAUUCGAGCCAUUGCGUUUCCUGCCCGUGCACAAGAACGUUGUGCUGGGUGUGGUUACUACCAAGGAUCCCGAGCUUGAAGAUAAAGAGCUCAUCAAGCAGAGGGUUUUGGAGGCGGCGGGAAUCAUUGCCAAAGGCCAGGGAAGGAGCGUCGAGGAGGCGAUGGAGAACAUCGGGAUCAGUCCUCAGUGUGGAUUUGCGAGUGUGGCUGUGGGAGCGGAUGGAAUGGACGAGGCCAAGAUGUUUGCCAAGUUGAAGUUGGUUAAGGACGUGGCGGAGGAGUUGUGGCCAGGGAGAGCAUGA
Molecule: messenger RNA, 1191 nt
Organism: Zymoseptoria tritici IPO323
Lineage: Eukaryota; Fungi; Ascomycota; Dothideomycetes; Mycosphaerellales; Mycosphaerellaceae
Exons: 2
Coding region: 1-1191 (396 amino acids)
Molecular function (GO): zinc ion binding; 5-methyltetrahydropteroyltriglutamate-homocysteine S-methyltransferase activity
Source: RefSeq, a predicted model, not a curated record